This is a messenger RNA of Eimeria maxima, 2847 nucleotides long. RefSeq names its product transporter, putative. The transcript has 15 exons. The coding region runs from base 1 to 2847 and encodes 948 amino acids. The record is from RefSeq and is a predicted model, not a curated record. Gene Ontology annotation, cellular component: membrane. Gene Ontology annotation, biological process: sodium ion transmembrane transport. Lineage: Eukaryota; Apicomplexa; Conoidasida; Eucoccidiorida; Eimeriidae.
AUGCGCCGUUUGCGUACGAGUUUUUCACGCCAGGGUGCUGGAGAUGUGGGCGUCAGCAACCUCGAGAAAGUCGCGUCUUUGCCCGUGCAGGCUGGAGAACAAGGCGAAGGCAGUGGCGCGGAGAGUGCGGCGAAAGAGAUGGCAGCGGCCGCGACGGCAGCGGAUAUGCCACAUGAGUUAAGGAGGCAGAUGUACCACGAGGCCAACGCUUUCAGACACUCCCCUCUCUUCACUCAAAAGGUGCGUAUGGAGAACAAGUUGGACGAGCACGAGCUGCUGCGUGUACAGCUGGAGGCGUUGGAUUACCAGGAGAAGCACGGGGUGCUGCUGACAGAAGGCGAUUUCUACUACCGCUACCCUCAGUCGUUCGACCCCUCAGCGCGGCCUAAGCCGGAUGCAGAGGAUGGCCAGCCGCAGUGGGCCCCAUUCAGAGAUCCGGGGGGUGCGGGACCCUCUCUGCCGACAGGUCAGGGUUCUGGAGGGCAGGGAGGGGGCCCCAUUUACGGUGCACAGGAAGGGGGAGAAACGCAGAGCCAGUGGCAGAGUUGGCUGCAGAGACAGAGGAGGCGCGGAUGGUACUCCUCGACGACAUUAGUGUAUUCAACGCUCUUUGGGGCCGUCGUGGGAGCCUCCAACUUCACGACAUACUGGCAGCAACUCCAAAUAUGGAGGAGUUCGAUGUUUUUCCUGCCGUACUUGCUGUUCCUCUUCACAGUCGGACUGCCGACGCUUCAGUUAGAGCUCGUUCUUGGGAAUCUGUUGCGUGGCGCUGCUAUCAAGCAGAACACGCAGCUCAGCCGGUGGCUGGUGGGGCUGGGCAUUUUGCAGGUGUUGACGUCGAUUUCAUUUGUCAUUAUCACUGCGGUUUUGAGUGGCCAGUUGUUGAUUUAUUUUGUUUCAAGCUUCUCAAGACCGCAGCCGUGGCAAGUCACCGUGAGUGACAUGGAACUCUGCAACGGGUUUCAUGGAAAUAGAGACGAGUGCAAUGCAGCAGGUCAUGGGGUGCUGUGCUCCUAUGUACCUGACACCAAUAUCUGUAUUGCUUCUCCUACUGGCAAGGCAACAUUGCAUUAUCUGGAAGAACUGCAGCCAUCUACACUCGAUAGCAGCCUAGAUCCGGACGCUUUGAGGCCAAAGGCACUAUCUACUCUGGCUUUCGUGUGGCUCUACAUCCUCGCGUACAUGUGGAGAGGCCUGUUUAAAGCUGGAUUUCCUUCUGCUAUCUUGAUGAUCAUUGCAAUGGUCCUUUGUGCCACCCUUGCCGUUGUUUCCUUCUUCGUGGGAACCGACGGAAGCGUGCAUGUUGCCUCGGCAGUUUCAGCAACCUUUGAUUGGCGACCUCUGAUCCACGGCUUCUUUGAUGCGGCGUAUUCUGCGUCGCUCGUUCGCUACAUUUGCCAAGACCUCUGUCUCGGCUGUUGCAUUUUAGGCACAGUUUCGAGCUACACAAAGAUCGGCUUCAACACGUACCCAAGCGGCGUAUUCACGUGCAUCGUAGAGUUCGUGAUGGCUCUGGCGGUCACUGACAUUCCGCUUCCUGAAAUCAUACGGAAGACAGGCACCGCCCCCGCCUACUUUGUGGUUUUUCCUGCUGCCUUCGAAAAGGUUUCGUCUCCUUAUCUAUUUGGCCUAUUUUUUUACGGAGGUGUUUUCCUAAUAAACACGCAAGUUGCGGCCAUCGGAAUUCACUCUGUUUUUAACGCCGUUCUGGCAUACGAUGUCCUCACUCCGCUUCACCGAAGGCUAAAGAGGAUUGUUGUGAAUUUGCCUUCUGCAGCAUGUAUCCUUUUCGGCGGAUUAUGUUUUAUCGUGGGGGCGUGCUACUUAAUUGCAGUAUUUUGUUGCCAAGACAGCAUCUUCCUGCCUAUCUGGGUUAUGAUUUUCAUCAAUGCUUUGAUUGCGGUCGGCGUAGCUGCAUUCAUAAAAGACCCGGAAGCACAGGCUAAGACCUUCAAGGAACGCUUCCUAGCGUUGUACUUGGGCGGAGUGCGGGAUUUGUGCAACGAGGUCUCACGAGUUACUCUGUUCUUCCCUCAGCCCAACAUGGCGGGAACAUCUGUAAUUGGGCUUUUCCCUACACUGUUCUGUGGGUGCUUGACGAGGCCAUUCUUUAUGUUCCGCCCAUCGACGUACUGGUGUGUGUGUAUCAAACACUUGGUGCCUUUCGUCAUGCUUGUGACAAUAUCUGACGCCUGCCACCGCUUCGACAUGAACUGGGAUUCGAUGAAGAGGUCGCCCAACAUGAGGAAUUUGGGUGCUGCUUUGCUCGGAAUGGCUGCGGUCUUCCUUGUCUUAACGCCGCUGAUCCCCAAACUUCGAGACUGGGUGAGGCCUGUUGCAGAGGACUACAUGUCGACCCUGGCGUUUCCAAGCCACCCAUUCGUGCCUUGGCGCCGAAUGUCUCUCUUGUCACUGAUGCCCAAACUAUUUCGAGAGCAUCUGGCGAGUUCGAAAGAACCCUCGCCAAUCGUCAAGAGCCUCAUGCUCGAGUACAAGAAACAGAGGCUACCCUUUAUGACUUCCUUCCCUGGGGAGGGUGCACCUGGCCUCUCGGAAGUGGAACUGGCUCAGCAGCCGCGCUUUCGUGAAAGGAGCUUGGAUCUUCAGCCUAGGCAGCAGCAGACCCAGCAGUUGUCAUUUGGCAGCAAGACGUCAGACGACAUGCCACCUUUAACUGGCGCGAGUUCCGCUUGCCGUGUUCCAGAAUUGUCAGUGUUCCAGUAUUUCAGACACCAGCAAGCCUCAGUAGAUGAGGUUCGCUGUGGUGUGUUACACAUAUCCGGCAGCACACCAAACUUUUCGGGAUGGUCGCCUUCUACGACAGUGAACCUCUCGCGAAUACCAUAG